Molecule: messenger RNA, 988 nt
Organism: Brassicogethes aeneus
Lineage: Eukaryota; Metazoa; Arthropoda; Insecta; Coleoptera; Nitidulidae
Source: the annotation of a GenBank genome assembly
GCGGAGGAGGGAUGAUGCACGCACCAAAAACUCGCCCGAGGUGGGACCCAAACCCGACUAUAUAAAACUUGCUCGUGGUGCAAUGGCUCCAUAUCAGUAGCCACCUUCCCAGCCAUCAUGUUAGUUAAGUGUUUUGUUGUCGUCGCUUUAGUGGCGCUUGGGGCGCAAGCCCGUACCACCGCAGGUGCCACCUCGAACGCAAUCCACGAGGAAAAAGCGCGCAGCGACGAGUCUACAAGUUAUUUCGGCGAACUGAAGUAUGUGUAUAAAGUGUAUCAAGAAUGUGCCGCUGCGGAUUUUUCCUCGUGCCUUAAACUGAAGUUGGUUGCUGCCUUGGACCGCGUUGCCAGAUCGUACUCCGACGUAUCAAUCCUAGAGGGAGUUACGUUCGUUAAAAAUGCCGAAGCUGCUCCUGCAGAGGUCAAAAGUGAAGCUGAAAUAGAAUCCACCCUUCCCAGAGCCUUGGGAGAGAAGGAUCAAGCCUUGAACGGUUUGAUCGCCAGUAGAGUCAGCAACUUCUUUGAAACGCACACCCUACAGGUAAAACUCCCAACAGUUAGCGACUUGCAGAGAUCCUUCAGCGAGGAAGGUCGCGGUAAGAAGAAGAAGUCUUCCGGACUGCUUCUUCUCCCCCUCAUCGCUAUGGGUACCCUGAUCCCUCUAGCUCUUGGAGCGCUCGCUUUACUAGCCGGUAAAGCCCUGAUUGUCUCCAAACUCGCCUUGGUACUUGCUGGUAUCAUUGGAUUGAAAAAACUGCUCAGUUCUGGACAUGGUGGUGGCCACGAAUCCGGGCAUGUUGAGGUGGUCGCUGGCGGGCAUUCAUCUGGAUGGGGAAGAUCGUACGAAAAGGAACAAGCUGCCCAAAAGUUGGCAUACAAUGCCUAUGCUCCGAAAGAACCCACGAGCUAGUUUAUUAGAUUAGUUAUUUAAGUAAUUUAUUCUAUAAUUUUAAUGUACCGACAAGACUUAAUAAAUUGAUAAUUGUUUU